Alosa sapidissima (American shad) is the source of this 954-nucleotide messenger RNA. RefSeq names its product mucin-1-like. The coding region runs from base 85 to 543 and encodes 152 amino acids. The record is from RefSeq and is a predicted model, not a curated record. Lineage: Eukaryota; Metazoa; Chordata; Actinopteri; Clupeiformes; Clupeidae. The transcript has 6 exons.
GACAGACCAAACUGGUGGUGUUGGGGAAGAAGGUGGAGACAUCUGGGCGGUACGGUACUUGAGGCAGCAAAGCAGGUGAGGAAGAUGGCGCAGCCUACAAGUCUGAUCCUGUGUGUUGUUGGCGUUGUGUUUGCUGCCCCAUUUCAGGUCUCAGCAGGCAUUUCAGCUAACAUUCAACAGUCUGCCAUCUCACAUGACUUUUACAUCUACAUGGAGUUCAACACCCCACCUUUUGAAGAAUCACUCCUUGAUCCUUCUUCAGACUACUAUAAAAGCCUGAAGUCUGAUUUUGUGCAGUUGAUGGAAGAUGUAUACUGGUGCCCUGAUUGUCCCACAAAAUCUUUCUAUGGCGGAGCCACAGACGUUACCUUCAGCAAAUCUGGGUUGUCAACAGUUGUUAGAAUGACGCUUGGAUUUCGCACACAAACCAUAAAUAGCAUUCUGGUCAAAUUCGUCUUCAUUGAUGCCUUUGUACAGUCUCCAAAGAAACCUAACAUUCAGAACAUAAGAGUUGAGCGUGUGGACCAGAGCCCAACAGCCUAAUCAUGGACUUCCCUGAUGCCAGCAACAGCCACACAUUCAAACCAGCCGAGUGUGCUGUACUCAAACCAAACUAGAGGGUUCUGUAUGGUGUGUUUCUAGAACUGGAUCCAUUAAGUUGUUGUUUAGCAAUAGAUAUAUGCAUGGACUUAUAGAUUGAUAGGUAGAUAGAUAAAUAAUGAAUUGAUUGAUAAAAAUAUCUGACCAUUGUAAUGUAAUAUAUAGCAUGUCUUUCCCUGAAAGCCUCUUUAAACCCCUUUUUACAACUGGCAACUAUAAAGGCCGAAUGUAACCCCUAUAUUGAACGUACACGUGAUCCAGUAUCAUAAUGGCUAUAACCAAAACCUUGCCACCACAAUGUAGGCACUAUAUCCUCUUGUACUAUUACUAUUGACUGAAGCAGUGGUAAUUCCU